Coregonus sp. 'balchen' is the source of this 13980-nucleotide messenger RNA. Lineage: Eukaryota; Metazoa; Chordata; Actinopteri; Salmoniformes; Salmonidae. The record is from the annotation of a GenBank genome assembly.
AUGCACCCAUUCUAUAUAAUCUUUAACACAGGUUCUGACUACCAUUACUUUAGCAAAUUAAUUGAAAUACCAGUAGGCCAUUUAAUCAUUAUUAUUAUUAAUCCUCCUGAUAUCUGUUCUAACAUUGACUUUAUCGUUUUCUGUGCCACACAGAAAGAGGGCGAUCAACAGAUAACAUCUCAAGUUGGAGGGAAGCUCGUGACCUACACCCAAACAGGGCUGGCGGCCGGGCAAGAGUACACAGUGACAAUCAAGGGAGAAAUAAAUGGGAGAAUGGGCACUGAGAGCACAGCAGAAUUCACAACCCGUGAGUCAGGAAACCACAUUUUGUAUCCCCUUAUUAUCAUCUGUUACUUCGGUUAUCAAUAUAUAUAAAUGCUAAGUCGUUUUUUCCCAAUGCUUUUCCCCGACCCACCACCCAGUUAUCUCUGGACCCACAAACCUUCAAGUUGUGAAGACAACCACAACAUCUGCAGUUGUCCAAUGGGAACAAUCGCAAGGAGACAUCGACAGGUAUCGCUUAACUGUUGCACCCAAUCAGACAGACGGAACAGCCAAGGGAAGACAAGACCUGACCCUGCCCCCUGAGAGGGACUCUGCCCAGAUUGACGGUUUGGACCCGGGGCAUUUGUAUGACAUUACACUAGUGGCUGAAAAAGGCAGGAUCAAGAGCAAGCCAGCAACAGUCCAAGUCACACCUGGUGAGUUUUAUUGGAUGAGGGGGUUGCUUACUUUAGUUACUACAUUGCAUAUGAAAAUAUCCAGAAAAUAGAUUGUAUAAGAAGCAAUCUUUAUUUAGUGUAUCAUAUUCUUUAUUAGUUUAUUUGGAAAUAAUGACCAUAAAAAGUAUAAUAUAUUUUAAGAUAAGAGUUAUACAGUCAUGAAACAACAAAUAAAUUGUGAACUAAGCAGAAGAAGCAGGAGAGAAAGAGAAAGUCAUCAUUAUGUUUAAAAAGAGAGAGAAAUCUAUGAAACAAAUUGGAUUCCCUGGCAAUGUGAAUGAAUAUGCAAGGGAGGCCAGUCCUGCUCCUGUGAAGUGUUAUCCCACUAAAGUUAACAUGUCUAGGCAAGUCAUUAUUCAAUAGAGCAGGUCACUGGAAGUGAAAUGAAAAUAGCUUGAAAUGAAUUGAGGUACAAUAUAAAAACUCCUCCUGGAGCUAAGCUGAUCUCUCUUUGUAAAAUAUAUUUUCAUUUUCAUUCUUUAUGUUUGAUGAUUUAUGCUUCUCUCUUUCUCGACAGUUGCAGCACACACUUAACUCACAACAUUGAAUAUUUCAGCACCCGAACAAUGAAUGGCAAGGUUGUUUUGAUGUCCAAAUAUAAUAAUCUUUCCACUUUUCCCUGCAGGUUUAACAGCAUACAGUGGGGGAAAAAAGUAUUUAGUCAGCCACCAAUUGUGCAAGUUCUCCCACUUAAAAAGAUGAGAGAGGCCUGUAAUUUUCAUCAUAGGUACACGUCAACUAUGACAGACAAAAUGAGAAAAAAAAUCCAGAAAAUCACAUUGUAGGAUUUUUUAUGAAUUUAUUUGCAAAUUAUGGUGGAAAAUAAGUAUUUGGUCAAUAACAAAAGUUUCUCAAUACUUUGUUAUAUACCCUUUGUUGGCAAUGACACAGGUCAAACGUUUUCUGUAAGUCUUCACAAGGUUUUCACACACUGUUACUGGUAUUUUGGCCCAUUCCUCCAUGCAGAUCUCCUCUAGAGCAGUGAUGUUUUGGGGCUGUCGCUGGGCAACACAGACUUUCAACUCCCUCCAAAGAUCUGGAGACUGGCUAGGCCACUCCAGGACCUUGAAAUGCUUCUUACGAAGCCACUCCUUCGUUGCCCGGGCGGUGUGUUUGGGAUCAUUGUCAUGCUGAAAGACCCAGCCACGUUUCAUCUUCAAUGCCCUUGCUGAUGGAAGGAGGUUUUCACUCAAAAUCUCACGAUACAUGGCCCCAUUCAUUCUUUCCUUUACGCGGAUCAGUCGUCCUGGUCCCUUUUCAAAAAAACAGCCCCAAAGCAUGAUGUUUCCACCCCCAUGCUUCACAGUAGGUAUGGUGUUCUUUGGAUGCAACUCAGCAUUCUUUGUCCUCCAAACACGACGAGUUGAGUUUUUACCAAAAAGUUCUAUUUUGGUUUCAUCUGACCAUAUGACAUUCUCCCAAUCCUCUUCUGGAUCAUCCAAAUGCACUCUAGCAAACUUCAGACGGACCUGGACAUGUACUGGCUUAAGCAGGAGGACACGUCUGGCACUGCAGGAUUUGAGUCCCUGGCGGCGUAGUGUGUUACUGAUGGUAGGCUUUGUUACUUUGGUCCCAGCUCUCUGCAGGUCAUUCACUAGGUCCCCCCAUGUGGUUCUAGGAUUUUGGCUCACCGUUCUUGUGAUCAUUUUGACCCCACGGGGUGAGAUCUUGCGUGGAGCCCCAGAUCGAGGGAGAUUAUCAGUGGUCUUGUAUGUCUUCCAUUUCCUAAUAAUUGCUCCCACAGUUGAUUUCUUCAAACCAAGCUGCUUACCUAUUGCAGAUUGAGUCUUCCCAGCCUGGUGCAGGUCUACAAUUUUGUUUCUGGUGUCCUUUGACAGCUCUUUGGUCUUGGCCAUAGUGGAGUUUGGAGUGUGACUGUUUGAGGUUGUGGACAGGUGUCUUUUAUACUGAUAACAAGUUCAAACAGGUGCCAUUAAUACAGGUAAUGAGUGGAGGACAGAGGAGCCUCUUAAAGAAGAAGUUACAGGUCUGUGAGAGCCAGAAAUCUUGCUUGUUUGUAGGUGACCAAAUACUUAUUUUCCACCAUAAUUUGCAAAUAAAUUCAUUAAAAAUCCUACAAUGUGAUUUUCUGGAGAAAAAUAAUCUCAAUUUGUCUGUCAUAGUUGACGUGUACCUAUGAUGAAAAUUACAGGCCUCUCUCAUCUUUUUAAGUGGGAGAACUUGCACAAUUGGUGGCUGACUAAAUACUUUUUUUCCCCACUGUAUAGGCCAACUAUUGUCAAUGCAGGUGUUGUUGGAAAACAGGAUAAUUAAAAGUGUUCAGUUAAAAUGUAAUAUUUUUGAUUUUCCCAUUUGGAUCUAACAGUGCUUCCCUCUUGUAGUUGGAUCAAAAAACAUUUUGUUAUCUUUGAUUACAAAUGAUCGCUUCAUGCCUUUAGGAAGAUCCACAAAGACAAUAUCCAGGGUGACCAUGGACACUGUGACCAUACAGGUAGCACCAGGAGUAGAAAGCCAUGAUGAAGACCCAGCAGGGAAUACAAAGCCUGUGAAGGCCAUCUUCUACUCAAAGGCCAAUGGUGAAGAACCAGAGCGUGGAAAGAAUAGCAGUGGACCAGGCUCUGUAACAGUCAAAGGCACCAAUGGAACCAAAGAGGUCCCAUCUGUUACAACCAGCACAAGACCACUUGUCAACACAAAAUACAGGGUUGUACAUAAACCAGGUGAUAGAAUAACCUUGCCCAGGAAGCCAUACAUUGGAGGCUCUAUCCGUUUCAAUGGUACAAGAGUAGGCCAGGGUGGGAGGAGAGUGGGUCACAGUCUUCUGAAAAAGCCUUCAAGCAGAAAUCCAUUGGAGGGGCCAAAGGUCAAGAAGACCUUAAAUACUGACACUAAACCAGAAAAUCCCAUUGUUGGGGACAGGACUAUAGCUAUAACUGUGAAAGACACUAAGCUGAAGACAUGUCCUCUUGGAGAAAAAGAUGGAACUUCGACAAAGACAUAUCCUGUUGGAAGCCUUCCUGAAAAUGCCACUCCGAGCUCUGGUUCUGAACAACCAACAGUGAUUCCCGGCUUAAAGGACCUACCUGAUAGAAAAAAGGGUACAGAGACUGAAACAAAUGAGCCAGGACAAGGGACAGAUGGUCUGGAGCCUACAACCACAUCAGAAAAGAAUACUACUGUUCACCUGAACGGGAAGAAAUGUGUCAACAAGAUUAAAUUGACACACAGGAAAGUCAAUGUGACCCGUAGAGAGAGAGUCAUUGGGGGGAGGGUCAAUGGCACAAUAGUUAAAAGUAAACCCACAACAGAGCAGGGGUUUGCUGAAAAAGAGGACAGUGCCCUAAAAGUGUCUGAAACAAGACAUUCCAAGACUACAUUUCCUGAGCGCAACCUGUUAAUUCACACACAGAGAAAAGCAGAUGACAUUGCUCCACACACCACACAAAGUCCUACAUAUCCAACUUUCUCUUCACCUUCACCAGUAUCACCUACUUCCUACAUGUCACUUAUUUCAGCUCCUGCAAAACUUGAUGAAUCAAUGACCGGUAUCGGUCAACCCAUGGCUGACAGAGAUGUGGUGAAUACAAAGACUUUGCCUGUUCCCCAAUCCCAAUCCUCUAACCUACCUCCAGAAGGGGAACCAACAUCCUCCAGCGAAUCAGAACAAAAUGGCAAUAGACCAUCUCCUUCCAACUCUGAGGACUCAUACUCAGAUAAAGUGAAUGUUGCUGUAGCAGAUGUGGGUAUCAGCAGAGAUGGAGAGAAAACAACUGACGUGGGAUUGUUUGGAACCAAACAAAACAAGACAAAGACUUUGAGAGUGGGUGGCACACCACCUUUUCGACGCCUACCUCCAAAGGGGCCCUACCAACGCCGCCCAAACCUAAAUAUGAGACCAUUCCAAAACAGGACACGUUCACCUUCUUCAGUUCCCACAAAACAAAAUGAAUCAAAGACCGGUAUGGGUCAACCCAUGACUGACAGACAAGUGGUGUUUGCAAAGACAUUGCUUGUUUCCCCAGCCCAAUCCUCAACCCUCCAUCCAGAUGCUCAGCCAGAGAGGGCACCAAAAUCCUCCAGUGAAUCAGAACAGAGUGGCAAAGAAGACUAUUCAUCAUCUUCCUCCACUUCAGAGGAAUCAGACUCUACUAAAGAAAAUGUUGCAGUGGCAGAGGAUGGUAUGAGCACAGACGGAGACAGGGCAACUUACGUGGUGUCGUCUGGAACUGAACAAAACAAGUCAAAGACUCUGACAGUGGGUGGCACACCACCCUUACGCCGUCUACCUCCUAAGUGGACUCAGCAACGCCGCCCACACCCAAAUAUGGGACCAUUCCAAAACAGGACACGAACAAACCUGAGACCCCCACAGCAUCAAUCAAGAGGCCCCAUACGCAGACCUUUCCCACCUAAACUGACAAACAGGGACAACGGCAUCAUUGUUCAAACCACUCAACCGGUGGAGCAGGGCUCCUACAGCACCAGCCAGAAUGACACAAACACAGACCGUAAGCCCAAAACUCUCCUCAAGAGAACAAAUGCCACAGCUAGUAAAAUAGCACGAGGUCAAACAUAUAUGAGAAAUAACGGUAGUUUGAGCCAAAGGGGCCAAGAUUCAAAAACAGGUCAUCAUGACAAAGGUAGCCAAGUGAGUAAGACUGCUGAUUCAAAAGACAGCCCAAACCAGAUAAAUGGAUCAGAUGCCACUACUACUGGAAAAACAGGCCAGCCUCUAAACUCAGUGGGGGUUCAAAGCAUAACCUCAGGAGGUUUCGUACUUGUUUGGGGAGCACCAGAGGGGAUGUACAGAAAUUUCAUAGUAACCCGGGAAGAGCAUGGAAGUAAGAAUGAGGCAGAGAAAGAGGAGGAAGAGGAAGUGGAGGAGAGGGAGAGUGAGUCAGAGGAGGAUAGUGAGGAGGAAGGGGAGGGGGAGGGGGAGGCAAAAACUGAGAAGGAGAACAACGGGAAUGAGGAGGAAAGUGAAAUGGGGGUGAGUCAAGGUAAGGGGGGAGUGGAGGAGAACACUGUUACCAAUAGCAAAAGUGAUAACCAUAGACAGAACAGCAACAGUAAUACUUUGGCUAAAGUUGGUGACGGGGGUACAAUCAAGUUCUCCAAAGUCCUUCCAGGGUCGGCUCGCUUAUUCCCAUUCCAGAAUCUCCAUCCACAGACACGCUAUUCCCUGUCCGUGUUUGGGAAGGGUCCCGGACUACGCUCCAAAAUUCACAGACUCAUCGUCAGCACAGGUACUUGCCAUAGUUAAAUCUCUACCAACUACUACAAGGGUUCAUUAGCUCAUUGUUCAAGCACAGGACUUCUCUUUUCUUGAACUAUGCAAGUUAUUCAAGACACCCAAGUUAGAUGCCGAUACAUCCUCACACCAUUUUAGGUGAGGUAUACUUACACAGCUGCUUGAUCCAUAUCCAUUUCAAGAGCUGUCACACUCUUGAUACUGUAACUUCCUGAAUUACAGUACUUCAUCAUGUUUGUUGUUAAUUUGCAUCAUCUGCUUAUUGAUACCGUGAGCUGUGUUUCUUUUGGUUUGUCCUUGACAACCAAGAGCUUUUAAUUAAAGCAAUGGUAAAUCAAUCCAUAGCUUUAAUUACAAAUUAUAAACUGGGUGGUUUGAGCCCUGAAUGCUGAUUGGCUGAAAGCCGUGGUAUAUCAGACCGUAUACCAUGUGUAUGACAAAAAAGUACAUUUUACUGUUGUAAUUAUGUUGGUAACCAGUUUAUAUUAGCAAUAAGGCACCUCUGGGGUUUGUGGUAUAUGGCCAAUAUACCAUGGCUAAUGGCUGUAUCCAGGCACUCUGCGCUGUGUCGUGCGAAAAAGAACAGCCCUUAGCCGUGGUAUAUUGGCCAUAUACCACACCUCCUCUGGCAUUAUUGCUUAUAUGCAAUGACCAAACAAUCAUGCAUCUGUGCUAAUCAUUGUUUAUACCAUGUUGUGCAGUGAUUAGUGCAAUUGUGAUGUGUGGUGUUCAUACUGGGUGCAUUGUGGAAAAACAGGUAUGAUUGCCAAAACAUGGGCUGUUCCUAACUGGGAAACUAUUUGAAGCACAUCCCAUCAGAAAAUGUGAACAUGAGUUCAUAAUCUCCAAAAUGUAGGUUAUGUUGAGGGAUACUCUUUCAUUAAGGUAAUUUCCGCUAUAUAAUAUAUAAUAAUUACUUUUGUAACAGUUGCAGAUGCAGGUUUUUGAUCAGUGAUAAAUCUUACACAAUCAACACGAUUACAUAGCCUCCCUAGUCCAUAUACGACAUAUCACAUACAGCCUGUGUUUUCCAUUUUGUACAUGGACAGUAUGUCAACCCAAACACAUCCAUGUGUUAAGCACAUACAGUGCCUUCAGAAAGUAUUCACACCCCUUGACUUAUUCCACAUUUUGUUGUGUUACAGCCUGAAUUCAAAAUGAUUUAAAUAUAUUAUUUUCUCACCCAUCUACACACAAUACCCCAUAAUGACAAAGUGAAAACAUGUUUUUAGAAAUUUUACCAAAUCUAUUGAAAAUGAAAUACAGAAAUAUCUCAUUUACAUACGUAUUCACACCCCAGAGUAAAUACUUUGCAGAAGCACCUUUAGCGGCGAUUACAGCUGAGUCUUUUUGGGUAAGUCUCAAAGAGCUUUGCACACCUGGAUUGUACAAUAUUUGCGCAUUAUUCUUUUUUAAAUUCUUCAAGCUCUGUCAAGUUGAUUGUUGAUCAUUGCUAGACAGCCAUUUUCAAAUCUUGCCAUAGAUUUUGAAGCCGAUUUAAGUCAGAACUGUAACUAGGCCACUCAACAUUCAAUGUCGUCUUGGUAAGAAACUCCAGUGUAGAUUUGGCCUUGUGUUUUAGGUUAUUGUCCUGCUGAAAGGUGAAUUUGUCUCCCAGUGUCUGUUGGAAAGCAGACAACCAGGUUUUCCUCUAGGAUUUUGCCUGUCCUUAUAGCUGUAUUCCAUUUCUUUUUAUCCUAAAAAACUCCCUAGUCCUUGACAAGCAAACCCAUAACAUUUUAGUCAUUUAGCAGAUGCUCUCAUCCAGAGCGACUUACAGUUAGUGAGUGCAUACAUUUUUAAUUUUUUCAUACUGGAAUCGAACCCACAACCCUGGCGUUGCAAAUGCCAUGCUCUACCAACUGAGCUACAUCCCUGCCGGCCAUUCCCUCCCCUACCCUGGGCCAAUUGUGCGCCGCCCCAUGGGUCUCCCGGUCGCGGCCUGCUACGACAGAGCCUGGAUUCGAACCAGGAUCUCUAGUGGCACAGCUAGCACUGCGAUGCAGUGCCUUAAACCACUGCGCCACUCGAGGGGCAUAACAUGAUGCAGCCACCACCAUGCUUGAAAAUAUGAAGAGUUGUACUCAAUUAUGUGUUGGAUUUGCCCCAAACAUAACACUUUGUAUUCAGGACAAAAAGUUAUUUUCUUUGCCACAUUUUUUGCUGUAUUAUUUAAGUGUCUUGUUGCAAACAGGAUGCAUGUUUUGGAAUUUGUACAGGCUUCCUUCUUUUCACUCUGUCAUUUAGGUUAGUAUUGUGGAGUAACUGCAAUGUUGUUGAUCCACCCUCAGUUUUCUCAUAUCACAACCAUUAAACUCUGUAACUGUUUUAAAAUCACCAUUGGCCUCAUGGUGAAAUCCCUGAGCAGUUUCCUUCCUCUCCGGCAACUGAGUUAGGAAGGAUGCCUGUAUCUUUGUAGUGACUGGAUGUAUUGAUACUCUACCCAAAGCCUAAUUAAUAAUGUCACCAUGCUCAAGGGGAUAUUCAGCAUCUGCUUUUAAUUUUUACACAUAUACCAAUCGGUGCCCUUCUUUGCGAGGCAUUAAAAAACCUCCCUUGUCUUUGUGGUUGAAUCUGUGCUUAAAAUUCACUACUCGAUUGAGGGACCCUAUAGAUAAUUGUAUGUGUGGGGUACAGAGCUGGGGUAGUUAUACAAAAAUCAUGUUAACCACUGUUAUUUAACACUAUAUGAAUCCAUGCAACUUAUUAUGCGAUUUGUUAAGCACAUCUUUACUCCUGAACUUAUUUAAGCUUGCCAUAACAAAGGGGUUGAAUAUUUUUUGACUCAAGAGAUUUCAGCUUUAAAUUUUUUAUUAAUUUCAAAGAUUUUCUACAAACGAAAUUCCACUUUGACAUUAUGGGGUAUUGUGUGUAGAUCAGUGACACAAAAUCUCAAUUUAAAUCAAUACAAAUCCAGGCUGUAACACAACAAAAUGUGGAAAAAGUAAAAAGAGGUGUGAAUACUUUCUAAAGGCACUGUACUAAUGAAAAUUACUCUAUUCAUGAGACAGUCUAAAAGACUUCAACCAUUCAGCCACAACCGCCAUUCACUGCUGGUCUGAUCUUCUCUCACUUAGGGUAAGCUUUAAGUCAGCAACCUUCAUUGGCUCCCUUCAUCACUCACAAAACCCAGGGUAAGACCAUGGUUGGUCCCUAUGGUUUUUCCUGAUCUUAAGCGUGAAAUGUACAGAUUUUAAUCCUAUGAGUCUUUUUAAAAUAUAUUUGUAAAAAUAAAUAAAAAAGAACGGAAUUCUACAAGCUUUUAACGAUUACAUAGUUUUUUUGUUUUUUCAGAGGGUGAGGUCUCAAAUGGUAUUUGGAAUCAUUAUGGCAGGAUUCUUCUCACUCAAGGUUGAAAAUCUGUUGGUCAACACAUUUCUUAUUCCUUAGAAAUUAUCUUUCUCUUGCUUUAUCUCUCCUAUUCUUGUAUUAAAAUAAUUUGGGGUAUGUAUUUGUUAUCAACAUCACUUCAAUUUUUCCUGUCUCCUGUUAUAACUAUUUUAACUUUUUCUCUUUCCUGCCAACUUCUUUUUUUUUUUUUCAGGAUCAAAAGACCAGCUCAACAUUAAUAUUUCAUCCUUUUCCCUUGCUGCUUUCCAGGGUCCAACAUCUGCAUUUAACAGUGAAACCUUUGUCUGUGUUAGUAUAUGCUAUACUGUGUAUACUGUAUAUAUGUUUGCACUGUACAUAUAUACCCAAACUCAAUGGAGCACUAAUAAUAACAGCGUGAGUAAACAAGAAGUACAAUAUAAAAGUAUGGGUGCACCUACAUUUUAGGGUAUAUUGAUCUUUCUUCUCCGUAUAUGUAGUAUGACUUACCUCAAGUCUCCAUUUUCUCUUUCUCAAAUAUAUUCUAUAUUUUUCUAUAUUCUAUAUAUUCUAUAUUUGUCUUUCUUACACUUUUUAUUUGUCUUUAUUUGUUUUUAUGUGUCUUUCUGUCUGCGUUUGUCUUUCUAUCUUUUGUUUCUCUUUUUCACUCUCAAUCACACAUAAUAUUCCCCUGCCAUGCCCAGGUCCAGAGCCUCCCUCAGGUCUUCUCUUCAGUGAAGUGACUGAGACGUCUCUCUCUGUGUCCUGGACCAAGCCAAAAGGUCCAGUGAGUGGCUUCAAGGUCACCUACACUCACACACAGGAAGGUAGGUGCUUACACUAAUGUUCUGUUGGUCAAAAUCCUGGCUGUUGAGUCACAUCAGUUCAUUGUGUAUUCACAUCGCAAUUUGCCCGUUCUAUUCAAGGGGAGCCUCUCUCCGUAACAGUGGACUCUGUGGAUUCCACUCUGCCACUGACAAAGCUCUCUCCAGGGUCCUCCUAUGAGGUCAGCGUGAUAUCCGUCCUUGGACUGGACGAGAGCGAUGCAAUCAAAGACCUGGUUAUGACACGUAAGUUUACUUCAGUCAUACUGUUGACUUUCAGUUUUAGGAUUAAUGCUAAUUUACAGGAAGUUGUCAGAUUGUAAAUUAUAGGAAGUUAGACUAUCAACAGCCACUUUUUUUGGUCCUUGGUGGUGUCUUGGUCAACAAAUUUAAGUUAAGCAUUAAAAACCACAUUAGAGAUGUAUUUUUUGUUUUGUUUCUUACUUUCGUGUGUAUGGUGUUUUUCUCUGCAUUUUAUAUGGGUUCUGUGUUCUCAUAAUUGUUCUAGCAGGUGCAGGAUCUGAGAAAGAUCUGUGCAUUUUCAUAUUUUCUCAAAUGGUCUAUCCUGGAGCUGUUUCAACUUCAAUUUCAAAAUACUUUAUUAGCAAGAAUGAGAUUCCUAUGUAUGUUGCUAAAUCUAAUGAUAUAUCGAAGGGGUUUGAUUUCACAUUGUGAUAACUAACGCUCCCUUUCUCUUGGCUUCAUUUUUUCAAACCCAAACCGAUCUUAGUCCCUGACCCUCCAACGGAUCUCAGGGCCAUUAAUGUCACAGACACCAAGGCCUUGCUGCUAUGGCGACCAGCACUGGCAACGGUCGACCGUUACGUCAUAGUUUAUGGCUCUGAAAAAGGUAAGGGGUAUCAUAAGUUGGAUAUCCAUUACAACAAUACCCUGUGGGGCUUUUAGAGCAUUUCCUUUCCAGUUGGAGCUUUCCACAGGCAAGAUGAGAUCAUAGUAUUUGUAUUGGACAGUCAGUUUAUGACCACCCCAACAGCAUUACAAUAUAAACACUGAGAAAUAAAUUAAAUCCUGCUGCCUACCUCUCUCCCCUGCCACUCACCUGCUCUCUCUCCGCCGCUUACUUGUUUCUAUGUCAACCAAGGGUCAGAUGAUGCGAAGAUCACUGUAUCGGGCAACGCGGCGGAGCAGCAGCUGAAAGGCCUGCAGGGCUCCACUAUGUACACGGUCACAGUCACCAGUCAGCUGGGCAACCUGGACAGCUCUGCCGCCAUCACCGUCUUCACCACCACCGGUGGUCAGUCCGCACACACACCCUCUCAAACCACCUUAAUGCUUAAACCAAUCAACUCACCUAAGACCGAGAAGAAAAGGAAGGCUGAUCUUUCCAUUGAAUCCCACAACUGAGCUUCUUGUGAUUGUGUCCAUGUCCAUCUGGCAGGAUCCGCGAAAGUCGGGGAAGUCCCGCGUGACCUGAAGGCCAGUCAGGUGACUCCUCGCUCAGCGUUGUUGACAUGGAAAGCACCCUCUGCCGCCGUGGGAAGCUACAAGCUGACCUAUCAAACGGAGGGACAGGAGAUGCAGGUGAGGAACACUGAUUAAAAGGUGGAGACAGACACACAUUCUAUUUUAUUCAGUAUAGUAAAUUAGGACAAAAUGCAACAAACUCUGGUCUAGACAGAUUACCUAUUUCUUCUCAACAGGAGGUUACCAUUGACUCCACAGUAACAGAGUUCAAGUUAACCAGGCUGCAUCCCAUGUCCAAGUACACGGUGCAGCUACAGGGAGAGAGGGGAGGGAGCUACACUGCUACAAUUUCCACUGAGUUCACCACAGGUAAGUGGUAUUUGACUUUAUUAAAAAAAACGUUAUAAAAACGAAAUACAUACAUCGAAAGCACAGCUUCAUAAAGUUGGGCUCUCUUUUUGAUUUUGUCUGUCAGGGAAUCUCCGAUACCCCUUCCCAAGUGACUGUUCCCAGGAGCUGCUAAACGGGAUACAUGAGUCUGGAGAGGUGGAGAUCUUCCCCAAGGGAAAGCAGGGAAAACCAGUGUUGGUCUACUGCGACCAGGUGACUGAUGGAGGCGGCUGGACGGUAAGAGAAGAUGAUUGUGAGAGGGACCAUGUGUCUAUACUGUUGGUGAAUAGAGAGAUUGGUAUUUAAAAUAUAUUCAGAUGUAGACAAUAGAUUUAGCAUAAUUUGUGGCAAAUGAAAUACAUUUAACUGCAUAAUGGCAAUAUCCCUUAAAGGAAAAUACCACUCAAAAACUAUCUUUUGCUAUUUUGUAUUUCAUUAGUCCACUGUAGAUACAGUCCCAAAAUGUUUUGCAUGUCUGCAAUCAAGUUUUCAAGAUAUAGAACUUUCAAAAUAAGUUUAUCUUGAAGACUUGAUUGCUGACAUGCAAAAAAAAUUGGGACUGGAUCAAAAGUGGACUAAUGAAAUACCAAAUACCAAAAUAGUUUUGGAGUGGUAUUUUCCUCUAACUGACAUGAGAGGGAGUUAACGGUUGGUUAAGGAUGGUAUAUGUCUGCUGUAUGAGCGUGUGUGCUUUACAGGUUUUCCAGAGAAGGAUGGAUGGGAAAACGGACUUCUUCAGAGGCUGGAAGAACUACAGCAAAGGGUUUGGAGAACUGAGUGGGGAAUUUUGGCUGGGUGAGAGUCAUUCAUCACACUAAGUUUGUUUUCACCCACUUCAGCAGCAGUGCACCAGCAUAACAUCAAACAGAACUGUUAUAUUGACGACUCAAAAGCUAAACUGUCACUCUUAUGUACACAGUGCAUGACAGAUCAACUCUGUAAAUAGACCCAUUGCUAGGCAGAUAAAUUAAACAGUAUAACGCCAGAUGAGAAGGAUCAAUUUAAUGUGGAAAUGUAUGGCAAGAGGGUAGAAAAAAAGCGACUACUGGCACUAUUGGUGCACAAACAGAACGACAACCAAGAGCAGUAGCAGAGGGCCUAUCAUUCAUCAAAGCCCUUUAACUUUAUUGGAGCGAUUGGCUGAGCAUUAGCGCUGGUAGCGCACUAUCCAGUAUUCUAUCAUUGAGGGGCAUCAUGCUCAUGUCUACUGUGUAGAUCUGAUGAAAAUAAGUCUUCAGCACCCCCUAGAGGCAACACAUAUAGUUUACGUCAGGAGCUCGGCAGUAAACAGUUUUUUGUCUGCUAUAACACCUUGUUUCCCACUCAUCUCUAUCCAUCUAUAGGUAAUGACAACCUACACAAUCUAACCAGCAUGGCACCAAUGACACUACGUGUGGACCUCCGUGCAGGGGACGAAUCAGUGUUUGCCAAGUACUCUGUAUUCACAGUGGACACUGUUAGGAGGAACUAUGCUCUCAAAGUGUCUGGGUACAGCGGUACAGCAGGUGAGAACAGAAUGUGUUCACUAAAAAGGAUUGACUUCUUAUUGUGCAUAUUUCCACAUAAUCAUUAAACCCAUCCCUUCUUCUUUUCUCAUUAUCCCUCUCUUCCACACCUCCUGUUUCCCUCCUCACACCUGCCAUCUGUCUUUCCACUCUACCUCCCUUUUCCCAUUCCCUCUCUACUUUUUCGUCUUCGUAGGCGACUCUAUGAGUUACCACAACGCACGCCUGUUCUCUACCAGAGACAGAGACCCCAUGCCUUUCAUCACCCGCUGCGCCAUGUCCUAUAGAGGGGGUUGGUGGUACAAGAACUGCCACCAGGCCAACCUUAAUGGCCUCUACGACACCAGUGUGAAUCACCAGGUAAUGCCAGCUGACUUCAUACCUCAUUUCACUAUUUCAGAGUCUAUGUCACCAAAGUAUUCCAAGGCAACUCUUCGAGAACAAUCAAUUAGAUUUUGGGGUUGUUUGUUAACUGAAUUGUCUCUGUGUCUCAGGGUGUGAUCUGGACUGCCUGGAAAGGAAAGGACUUUUCCAUCCCUUUCACUGAGAUGAAGCUCCGACCAACAUCUUUCACCCCUCCAACUCAGGGAUAA